Messenger RNA from Eriocheir sinensis (Chinese mitten crab), 4131 nucleotides. RefSeq names its product aspartate beta-hydroxylase domain-containing protein 2-like. The transcript is spliced from 3 exons. Bases 1029 to 2210 code for a protein of 393 amino acids. The record is from RefSeq and is a predicted model, not a curated record. NCBI's taxonomy places the organism in Eukaryota, Metazoa, Arthropoda, Malacostraca, Decapoda, Varunidae.
CAUCGUAUUUACCGUUUUUGGACACUUAUAGCUAUUGCUAAAGACAUCAAUAAUUAAGCAUUUUAACGAUAAGUAUAUGUGAAGCCAGUUAUCGGGGUGGGAGAGACAGAAAUCGGCAAACCUAAGGGUCCAGCAGAUACACACAGCAGCCUGUCAGCUGUCACUCGGCGCGGAGGAGGCCGUGAGGACCCCUGUAGAGAAGGACCCCUACAGGCACUCCCAUCCCCAGCCAACCGACAGGCCACCGGACCACAGUGACCUGCUGAGUGCUGACCCACCUCUGACAGUCCUCCAACAGACACUGGACCACCAGAUUGACAGGCGACAGCCGACCUCAGACAGAUCACCCUCGGACGGUGCAGACACUCCCCCAGCCAGCACUGGCGGCCCUGCUCCCCCAGCCGUCCCCUGGACACAGCCAUCACCCGCCUGAGGAUUGGCCACACCCGCCUCAACGCCCACCUGCACAGACUGAACAUAGUCCAGGACCCUCACUGCCAAUGGUCCCCCACACAACCUGACACACCAGAACACCUCCUGCUCCACUGCCCAAGAUUCCACUCCCUCCCUACCAGCCUCAAAGCAUCCCUGACUCCACAUUCACAGGCCAACCCUAGAGGACCUGCUGGGUAGCGAUACCCUCGGCCCCAACACAGCCUUCCAAGCCCUCAAGUGUACGCAAACCUUCCUGCAGAAGUCAAGGCAACUCGACAGGAUCUAAUCCCAACUUUGGUGACAGAACGACAAACUUAAAACACCUGAUAGCAUCUAACACUGCCGGGGCUCUGGAGGCCAUGGUCCCUCAGCCUAACUAGCCCCAUAAAACACUCCAAAAGAAGAAGAAAGGCACUCCAGGAGAUGAAGAAGGGCAUUCAUGAGGAAGCCAAGUGGUCAUCAUCGCAACAGUAGAGUGCCUCAGAAUCUCCCAACAGCUGUGCUUCCUGCCAGACCACUGAAAAGGUUGACCCCAUUGUAUUGAUGGGAUAACAGACCCACGAAAACACUGAAGAAGAGAGAAGAUAACGAGGAUGGGUUUCUUUGAUUGCUGCUCGGCCUUCCUCACCAACCUCCCGGACCCUGCCGUGCCCCUCCUGCCCUCCCUCUUCCUCGGCACCUCCUUCGCCUCCGUCAUCCUCCUCUGCCUCUACAAGAAGGAGACUAAUCUGCCGCUCAGGGAUAUCCUCUUCCACGCCGCCAGGAAUGUGUUCUGCUCCCUCCCGGACAACAGUGAGGGUGCGGCUGGCCACUCAGACUCCGAGCGCUGCGACAGUGUGGAGUGCGUGAGGUGCAAGCGACACGAGGUACUUCGGCAGCAGGUCAGGGCCAGGUGGAGGACAUGGAAGAAGGGCAAGGUGGACUUGGGGCCGCUGAAACGUGUGGAGGAGGCUGUCAGCAGGCUGGAGAAGGGAAGACAGGGGGAGAAAUUGGAGGGGAAAGAAGAAGGGAAGCUCAAGGAAGAGAGUGAAGGAAAAGUGAAGAACAGAGGGAAGGGCAGCAAAGUGAGUCCUCCCAGCAAGAACAAGAAAGAAGGAGGAAAUAAGGAAUCGUCAGGGAAGGCAGAGUCCCCGCAGAGUUCACAGAGCCCCACAAUAUUCCACAUGGAGUUGGCGGCCAAUCCUAACUGGACGGACUUUGAGGUGCAUACCAAUGACCAAAAACUGCUGAAACUCAACCUGGAGAUAAUACAGAAAGAGUUUGGUGCGGUCUUUGAUGCCCUCAAGUCCGGCGACAACAGCGGCUGGAAGAACAACAACAUCCCGCAGGGCCACUGGUGCAUCUUCCCCUUCGUCAACCAGGGCAAGAUCGUCGCCCAAAACUGCCGGCGGUGUCCUGGGGUGGCCGAGCUGGUCCUUGGCUGUCUGCCGGCGAUGAUGAAUGACUGUGUGUUCGGCAACGCUGCGUUCUCCAUCCUCUACCCAAACUCACACAUCGCACCACACUGUGGACCCACCAACCUGCGCCUUCGCUGCCACCUCGGCCUGCGUGUGCCUCCUGAGUGCUGGCUGGAGGUGGCCGGGCAGCAGCAUCGUUGGGGUGUCGGCAAGACCUUACUCUUCGAUGACUCCUUCACCCACUCAGCAUACUUUGGCAGUCGUCCGAGUGCUGCCCAGUGUGAGCCCCGUGCCAUCCUGCUGCUGGACUUUUGGCACCCCGACGUGAGUGACGAGGAGAAGGUGUGCCUCUUGGACCUGCUGGCACCACUGGACUGAGCUGAGUCAUGGCUGGUUUUGUAAUUGAUUGAUUUUUGUUUUGUUUUACAUCGAUUGUGUGUUAAAGCCUACCGCACAAGAAGGCUGUGUCUCCUAAAUAUAAGUGUGUGUUGAUGGCCAGCACAAACUCAUUAGUAUUCCAGGUGGAUGUUUAUACUAAUGCCACAAAGAGUUGGGCAGCUUUCUCAGUAUUUGUUUUCCCACCAUGACCGGUAACUUGUGCUGGGAGAGAUAUAGAAGAGGAUAUGAAGUCAUGAGAUCAGGGGCUUAUCCUUUGGGGGAUGAGAAAUAUUUAGAAGGGAACAGGAUUUAGUUCAUGGCAAAGCUCUAGGAAGAUUCAGUUGAGUGGGUACAGAGCUGCAGGGGAGGCAGUGUUAGGCUUGCAGGAGCUUGUAGCUGUGUAUGCUGAAUGACUGCUCUCUGGGAAACUAAUUGUAUUCUUGUGGUAUUAAGGGUAACCCAGUACUUAGUCAAGGGGAGGGGCAUGGAAGGAUAGGGUAGGGAGUGUAGUCAGAGAAGGGAUGAGGCAAAAAUAAGAGGAGGCAGCACUUGUAGGACCCAUUAAAGUUUUGGGUUAAAUAGUUGUUAAGCGAGACACCAGACUUAGUCAAGGGGAGGGGCAUGGAAGGAUAGGGUAGGGAGUGUAGUCAGAGAAGGGAUGAGGCAAAAAUAAGAGAAGGCAGCACUUGUAGGAUCCAUUAAUGUUUUGGGUUAAAUAAAAACUAAGGAAGAAACCGGACUCAGUCAAGGAGAGGAACAUUAAGAGAUAGAGUAGGGAGUGUAGGCAGGGAAGGGAUGGGGCAAAAAUAAGAGAAGGCAGCACUUGUGGGACCCAUUAAUGUUUUGGAUUAAAUAUUUGGUAAGGGAGAAACAGGACUUUUAGUCAAGGGAUACAGUAGUAGAGACAUAGGGAGAAAGAGCUUUAGAAGGGAAGUGAUGGAUAGAAAUAAUAGAUGACAGUGCAGGUAAACUAAUUAAAGUUUUUGAUUACCAGUAUACGUAUAGUUUGGUAUACAGUUACCUAUGUUUAUGUAUAGCUGAGUUAUUCUUCUGUUAGUCAAUGGUGAGCCUGUAUAUGCAUGUUAAAUAGAUAUGUAUACUGAAUUGUACUUACAAGAUUAAAAAAAAGUAUAUGUUCAUUAGAUGCCAACAGUGAAUUAUGUAUAUUAGAUUUUAGUAAUAAUAAGGAUGAUUAGUGCAAAUACUAUGUUGUCAAAUACUAGAGGUCAGAUAUUAAUUCUAAUGAGUUUGAGGGAAGAUAAAGUGGAACAGUGAUCAGAUUUCAGUAAUAUAAUGAUAUAGUGAAUGUUGUUGAAUAGUGGUCAGAUCGUUCUAAUAAUGAGGAGGAGCAGAGAUAGUGUGGAGAGUGCUCGGAUUUCAUUAAUUAAAAUAGUGUGUUGUCAAAUAGUGGUCAAAUUUUACUAACAAUAAUAAUACAGAUGAGUGCUGGUAACACUGAACAGAGGAGGAGGGAGGACAGGAAGAGAACCUUGAGGGAGAACUGAAAAGAGGAAGGGAAGCUCAAAGAAGAGAGAGAAGAAAAUUUAAAGGUAGAAGGAAUGGCAUCAAUGUGAGUCCUUCCAAUAGGUACAAAUGUAUGGGCUGACUAGGCUCACCAGGACCUGUCAGUGGCUUGAAAACACACUACUAUAGUCCUUGGUUGUGGUCCUGUACACACCAGUUUGAUCUCAGUGUGUUCGUGCUUAGGGCAGUGUCUGAGUGCUGGCAGCUUCUGUAUCAUGAUGAGUGCUGGUGUGUGGGGUGUACUAUGAGCUACAUGAGAUGUAUGGGGGAUUUUAAAUUAAAGGAAACUGAUUGUAGAGCAGCAUCUUACUUCCAGUGACCUAAUAAUGCACAUUGAGGAAUACUGAAACCACAUCCAAUGUAUAAAAUGUUUAAGAUUAAAAGGGAAGUGAUUGUA